GCGUCACCCAACCGGCAGCAGGAGUCGCACAAUCUUAGAUACUGCCCGUGCAGGCUCUGCCAUUGGCUGACAGCGAAGAGGCGGGCAGGAGAGUGGGGAAGUGAUCACGGAGAACAUUACCGGGCAGACCUCGGUCCAGACCAGCCACACGGGGCAUAUACCGGGCGGGUAACGAGCAGGGCUCGUGUGAGGUGUAUCAAGAGUGUAAAGUCUUAUUCUUCAAGAUGUCUAAAAUAGAGAAAAUGAGCAUCCUGGGUGUGAGGAGUUUUGGAGUAGAAGAUAAAAAUAAACAAGUUAUAACAUUCUUCUCUCCACUGACAGUUUUAGUAGGACCAAAUGGAGCAGGGAAAACUACCAUUAUUGAGUGCCUCAAGUAUAUUACGACGGGGGCUUUUCCACCUGGAUCAAAAGGGAAUACCUUUGUACAUGAUCCUAAGGUUGCUCAUGAAACAGAUGUAAGAGCCCAGAUUCGUUUACAGCUCCGGGAUGUGAAUGGAGAAGUUGUAGCAGUUCAGCGGUCUAUGGUGUGCACACAGAAAGGGAAAAAGACUGAAUUUAAAACACUCGAAGGAGUCAUUACAAGAAUGAAGCAUGGUGAAAAAGUUAGCCUGAGUACAAAGUGUGCAGAAAUGGACAAAGAGAUGAUAAGUGCCUUAGGAGUGUCCACCGCUGUACUCAACAACGUCAUAUUCUGCCACCAGGAGGAGUCUAACUGGCCUUUAAGUGAAGGGAGGCUGCUGAAGAUAAAGUUUGAUGAGAUCUUUUCUGCAACUAGAUAUAUUAAAGCCCUAGAAACUUUGAGGCAAGUGAGAAUGAAACAGGCCCAGCGUGUAAAAGAAUGUCAAGGAGAGCUUAAGUAUCUUAAACAGAACAAGGAGAAAGCCCAGGAAAUCCGAGACAACCUCCGCAGUAAAGAAACACAACUGUCAGCUUCCAGAGAAAAUGUCAAGUCUAUUGAUAAUCAACUUGAACCUCUUAAAAGUCGUCUGUCUGACGUUCAGAGAAACCUUUCUAAGGUUAUGAAGUUUGAUAUCGACAUCAAAUCUUUGGAAAGCAGGAAAAGAACUAUGGAAAAAGAUAAUCAAGACCUGGAAGAGAAAAUUGAGAAGGUCUUUCAAGGUAGUGAUGAAGAACUAAAUGAGAUGUAUCAAAAUCACCAGAGGACUGUAAGAGAAAAGGAAAGAAAACUGAAUGAUUACCAGCGUGAAAUUGAUAGGGCAAAUAAAGAGUAUCAAAGAUUCAACCGAGAGAAAGGAGAGCUGCUGGUGCAGCAAGGACGCCUGCAAAUGGAGGCUGACCAGCAUCAACAAUGUAUCACAACACGAGACUCUCGUAUAAAGGCUUUAGCAGCACAAUUGGAAUUAGAUGGAUUUGAACGUAUGCCAUUUAACAAUAGGCAGACAACAAGCUUCCAAAGACUGGUCAAAGAGAGACAAGAAAAGGAUGAAGCAGAUCUUAAACAAAUGAUGAGAGAAUUUUCAGAUAAGGAAGCAGUAAAGCAGAGACAAACUGAUGAAAUAAGAGACAAGAAGACAGGACUUGAACGCACAGUUGAGCUAAAAAUGAGCAUGCAAAGCAAAAAACAAGCAGACCUAAAGAGCAUUAAAUUGGAACUACAACAGCUUGAAGGCUCCUCUGACAGACUACAAGAACUUGAUGAAGAUCUCAUGAAGACGGAACGUGAGUUGGAGCGUGUAGAGAGAACUUGCAAUUUGGACGCACUAAAAACUGAAGUCUUGCAGCUACAGAAUCAGAGGUCUGAGUUGGAUAGAACAGUACGUAAACUGGAUCAGGAAAUGGAGCAAAUGAACAUUCAUACAAUGACACGUACACAGAUGGACAUGUUAAAGAAGGAUAAGGCUGAAAAAGAUGAACACAUUCGAAAAAUAAAGUCUAGACACAGUGAUGAGUUAACUUCAUUGCUUGGACAUUUUCCAAACAAAAAGCAACUUGAAGAUUGGUUGUAUGCAAAACAUAAGGAAAUCAAUCAGACCCGGGACAAAGUGGCCAAGCUAACCAAGGAGCUGGUUUCAGCUGAACAGAAUAAAAACCAUAUGAGCAAUGAAUUGCAUAAGAAAACUGAACAGUGUGGAUCAUAUGAAGAAAAAGUCUUUGAAGUUUGUGGUAGCCAGGACUUUGGCAGUGAUUUGACACGUCUACAGGACGAUAUAGAAAAAUCAUCUAAACAGCGAGCAAUGUUGGCAGGAGCAACUGCAGUAUACACCCAGUUCAUCACUCAGCUGACAGAGGACAACCAACCCUGCUGUCCAGUUUGCCAAAGAAUCUUUCCCUCAGAAGCUGAGCUGCAGGAUGUUAUUAAUGACAUGCAGUCUAAGCUUAGACUGGUUCCGGAUAAGCUGAAGACUACUGAAACAGAAUUAAAGAGAAAAGAGAAGAGAAGAGAUGAUAUGUUGGAGCUGAAACCAAUGAGGCAAAUGCUUAAUGAACUUAAGGAAAAAGACAUCCCAGAACUAAGGAACAAACUUGCAGCAAUAAAUAGGGAAAUACAACGUCUGAAAAAUGAUUUGGAAGAGCAGGAAACUCUCAUAGCAACAUUUAUGUCUGAGGAGGAGAGUGCCAAGGCCUGUUUGCAGGACAUUUCCCUCAUGGAACGAUAUCAGAUGGAGUUAAGAGAUGUAGAAAGAAAGAUAGCCCAGCAUGCCACUAAACUUCAAGGAGUAGACCUCAGCCGCACCGUUCAACAGGUGAACCAGGAGAAGCAAGAAAUACAACAUGACUUGGAUAAUGUUUCAGGUAAAAUUGAGCUGUUACGUAAACGAAUUCAAGACCAACAAGACCAAGUCCAACAACUGAAGAGUUCAGCUAAUGAACUAAGGACAGAGAAACUUAAUAUUUCUAGUAGGCUCCAACGUCGACAACAACUGGAGGAACAGAAUGUUGAACUUACCACUGAGCUGCAGUGUUUGUCAAGAGAGAUUAAGGAAGCCCGAGAGCAAGUUUUCCCAUUGGAAGCUACUCUUGAAAAACUACAACAAGAGAAACGGGAAAUUCUAGAGCGAAAAGACUCCAGCAACAGAGCAGCACAAGAAAAGAUCAACGACAUUAAGGAAAAAGUGAAAAAAAUUACCUUAUUUAUGAAAGAUAUUGAUAAAUAUAUAAAUGAUGGACGAGAGGAAUACAAAGAGCAAAAGGAUGCUGAACUUCAGGAGUUAAUUACUCGGCUGAAUGAUUGUGAGAAGCAGAAGGAAAAAAUUAAUAAAGAGAUGAUCACUGUUAGACAGGAUAUAGACACACAAAAAAUACAAGAACGAUGUCUACAAGACAACCUAACUCUCAGAAAAAGAAUAGAAGAACUUAAUAAGGUUGAAGAGGAAAGAAACAGACUAUUAAAAGAGAUGGGACAGAUGAAUGCUACGCAACUUAGAAAUGAACAUCAAGAAUUGGAAAACAAAAUUGAAACAUUAAAAACAAGCCAUAGCUUGGCGCUUGGUCGACAAAAGGGGUAUGAGGAUGAAAUAAUGCGUUUUAAGAAGGAACUUCGUGAACCGCAGUACAAAGAUGCUGAAGAAAAGCACAGAGAGAUGAUGAUUGUUAUGAGGACUACAGAGCUGGCUAACAAAGACCUGGAUAUUUAUUACAAGACUUUGGACCAAGCUAUAAUGAAGUUUCACAGCAUGAAAAUGGAAGAAAUUAAUAAAAUUAUUCGUGACCUUUGGCGUAGUACCUACAGAGGGCAAGACAUAGAGUACAUUGAGAUCAGAUCAGAUGCUGAUGAAACGGUGUCAGCUGCAGAUAAAAGAAGAACUUAUAACUAUAGAGUAGUAAUGAUAAAGGGAGAUACCGCGCUGGACAUGAGAGGACGCUGUAGUGCAGGCCAAAAGGUACUAGCAUCUCUCAUAAUUCGUUUGGCACUGGCAGAGACAUUUUGCCUGAACUGCGGAAUACUUGCACUAGAUGAGCCUACUACUAAUUUGGAUCGUGAAAACAUAGAGUCUCUUGCCCACGCUUUGGUUGAGAUCAUUAAAAGUCGUUCCAGACAACGAAAUUUCCAGCUUCUUGUGAUCACACAUGAUGAAGAUUUUGUAGAGCUGCUUGGGCGCUCUGAUUACGUUGAACAUUUCUAUAGGAUAAAAAAGAAUAUGGACCAAUGUUCUGAGAUCAUUAAAUGCAGUGUGAACACCUUGGGAAAUUAUGUUUAUUAAAUAUUGCACUUUUUGCACAUGUAAUAACACAUUAAACGUUGUCUUGUUUGAGGUUGUAUUUCAAAUGAGUAUUAU
This is a messenger RNA of Hyla sarda, 4238 nucleotides long. RefSeq names its product RAD50 double strand break repair protein (gene RAD50). The transcript is spliced from 26 exons. Gene Ontology annotation, molecular function: double-stranded telomeric DNA binding; G-quadruplex DNA binding; single-stranded telomeric DNA binding. The record is from RefSeq and is a predicted model, not a curated record. Gene Ontology annotation, biological process: telomere maintenance via telomerase; telomere maintenance via recombination; chromosome organization involved in meiotic cell cycle. Bases 225 to 4163 code for a protein of 1312 amino acids. Lineage: Eukaryota; Metazoa; Chordata; Amphibia; Anura; Hylidae. Gene Ontology annotation, cellular component: nucleus; Mre11 complex; condensed nuclear chromosome.